CCGCUCUUGCGCAGUUCGUCUUCACAACACGUUGGUGCUAAAACAUGGCCGAUUCACCAGAAGCAGGAGAUCCAGAGAUUUCUGAGGAAUCACACGAGGAAGAAGCUGAAGUUACACUCGAAGAGGAGAAUGUAGAGCCGACAAAGAGCUUCAAAGAGCUGGGAGUAACAGAAGUGCUGUGUGAAGCAUGUGAUCUGUUGGGAUGGAAAACACCUACCAAGAUUCAGAUCGAGGCGAUUCCUGUUGCUCUGGAAGGGAGAGAUGUGAUUGGUCUGGCUGAGACGGGUUCAGGGAAGACUGGAGCGUUUGCUGUGCCCAUCCUGCAGUCUCUCCUCUUGUCUCCUCAGCGUCUCCACACACUCGUCCUGACGCCCACCAGAGAACUCGCCUUCCAGAUCUCCGAGCAGUUCGAGGCUCUGGGUUCGAGCAUCGGGGUAAAGACGGCCGUUAUUGUUGGUGGAAUUGACAUGAUGUCACAGUCACUGGUGCUGGCUAAGAAACCUCAUGUAGUAAUUGCUACUCCUGGUAGAUUAAUUGACCACCUGGAGAACACAAAGGGAUUUAACCUCCGAGCUGUAAAGUUCCUGGUGAUGGAUGAAGCGGAUCGGAUCCUCAACAUGGACUUUGAGUCUGAGGUGGAUAAAAUUCUGAAGGUGAUUCCACGAGAGAGACACACAUUCCUAUUUUCUGCCACCAUGACGAAAAAGGUCCAGAAAUUACAGAGAGCUGCUUUAAAGGAUCCGGUGAAAUGCGCUGUUUCUACCAAAUACGCCACAGUGGACAAGCUGCAGCAAUAUUACAUCUUCAUCCCCGCUAAAUACAAGGACUGCUACCUGGUCUCCAUCCUGAAUGAAUUGGCGGGGAACUCCUUCAUGGUUUUCUGCAGCACGUGCAACAACACACAACGGGUGACGCUGUUACUGAGGAACCUGGGAAUCACAGCUAUCCCUCUCCACGGACAAAUGAGCCAGAAUAAACGUUUGGGCGCCCUGAAUAAGUUUAAGUCUAAGUCUCGCUCGGUGCUGUUGGCGACGGACGUGGCCUCUCGUGGGCUGGACAUUCCACAUGUAGACUGCGUCAUCAACUUCGACAUCCCAACACACUCGAAGGACUACAUUCACCGUGUGGGCAGAACAGCCAGAGCAGGACGAUCGGGAAAAUCCAUCACAUUCGUCACACAGUACGAUGUGGAACUUUUCCAGCGAAUUGAAACUCUGAUUGGGAAGAAACUUCCGGCUUUCCCCACACAAGAAGAGGAAGUGAUGAUGCUGGUGGAGCGAGUGAGCGAGGCGCAGAGAUUCGCUCGACUUGAGAUGAAGGAACAGGGAGAGAAGAGGAAAAGGAAAGGAAGAGAAGAAGAAGGAGAUGAUGCCGAGCACUCGAGCGGUGUGCGGAAAAAAGUGAAGGGAGGAAAGUUUGCAGGAGGGAGAGGCGCUGGCUCUGGGAGGCGCUGGCUCCAGGAGAGGGCGCUGAUGUAUGCUUUCUCAAGUGAAACCUUUCUGUAUAUAAUUCGUUAGUGAUGCACCACUGUCUCUGUUUCUCAUGAAAUAAACAUUGCUUCUUCAAAA
This is a messenger RNA of Silurus meridionalis, 1568 nucleotides long. It is a transcript of the gene ddx47, whose product is annotated as DEAD (Asp-Glu-Ala-Asp) box polypeptide 47. Bases 45 to 1517 code for a protein of 490 amino acids. Gene Ontology annotation, molecular function: RNA helicase activity; nucleic acid binding; ATP binding. The transcript is spliced from 12 exons. The record is from RefSeq and is a predicted model, not a curated record. Lineage: Eukaryota; Metazoa; Chordata; Actinopteri; Siluriformes; Siluridae.